Messenger RNA from Drepanopeziza brunnea f. sp. 'multigermtubi' MB_m1, 1629 nucleotides. RefSeq lists its product as uncharacterized. Gene Ontology annotation, cellular component: mitochondrion. The record is from RefSeq and is a predicted model, not a curated record. NCBI's taxonomy places the organism in Eukaryota, Fungi, Ascomycota, Leotiomycetes, Helotiales, Drepanopezizaceae. Gene Ontology annotation, molecular function: GTP binding; GTPase activity.
AUGCCACCACGAUGUCCAACUCUGCCCGGGACAUUGACACCCUUUCUUUACCCCUCCCUCCUCUCGCAAACCCCUAAAUUCCUAUUACGAACACCCUUUAACCGCCGCCACGAAUCGACUAGACCCCACAUCCAACUCCCCGAAGAAGGGUCGCACCUCAACCCCCCACCUACCGACUACUCGCGCACAAUCUUCACUGAUCGCGCGACUGUAACAUUAUAUGCUGGCGCAGGUGGCCAUGGCUGCAUUUCUUUCCUGCGCGAGAAAUACAUCGAGGCGGGCCCCGCGAACGGCGGCGAUGGCGGCACCGGAGGAAACAUUUACAUCCAAGCCAUGCGCGGCGAGACCUCUCUACACAAGCUGGCGCGGCGCAACAUUCUGAGAGCUGGACGUGGAAAAAAUGGACAGGGAAGGUCGCGAGGCGGAGAGCGAGGCGACGAUGUCAUUAUCAAAGUCCCCGUGGGGACCGUAGUACGGGAAGUCGAACGCGUGGACCCCGUCGCCAUCGAAGAGGAGAGGAUGAAGCUUGAAGCCGGAAAAGAAGAUGCUGUUGAUGGCUCGGGCCCGUGGAAGUGGAGCCGGGAGAAGUGGUUGCUGUACCCCGCUAUCACACCAGAGGAUGUUGCGACUGCGGAGUUUCCGAGUUUACCCAGGGGGAGGAAGAGUCCGUUACAAAUGGCGCAGGUCAAGGGACCAGUGUCACUAGAUUUGAGUAAGCCUAUGGAGAGGCCGCUAUUGCUUGUGGCCGGCGCUAUGGGCGGAUUGGGGAACCCCCAUUUCUGUACAAGGGCCGUCCCUAGACCGAAAUUUGCUACGAAGGGGGAAGAGGGGGUCAAGCUCGUGCUUGAGCUUGAACUCAAGUUACUCGCGGAUGUUGGACUCGUCGGGCUGCCUAACGCAGGAAAAAGUACGCUCUUAAGAGCCAUGAGCCGGAGUCGAGCCCGAGUAGGUAACUGGGCAUUCACAACCCUCCAGCCCAAUAUCGGGACGGUAGUUCUCGACGACCACAAAGGCCGUCCGCUCGCCCGCUGCCAAUACGAAGAUGGCGAGCCACGCACUCAUUUCACCAUCGCCGAUAUCCCGGGUCUCAUCGAAGACGCCCAUCUCGAUAAAGGCCUCGGCAUCUCCUUCCUGCGACACGUCGAGCGCGCCCGCGUCCUCGCCUUCGUCAUCGACCUCUCAAAAGGCGACGCUAUCACGGCUCUGAAAGGCCUCUGGAAAGAAGUCGGCGAGUACGAGCGCCUGAAGAUCGCCGAGGAGAGGGAGAAGGCCAAUCCAAUCGUGCACUGGUCGCCAUUCAUGUCGCCCGAAGACGCGCUGGCGAAUCGGCAGGAGACGAUUGUCAUCCCCAACGGCCCGACGUUUGAGAAUCCGCUGGCCCCCGAGAUGCCGAGUAUCGCUGGCAAGCCCUGGUUUGUGGUUGCCACCAAGGCGGAUCUGGACGGUACCAAGGAGAAUUUCGACAGCUUGAGGCGCUACCUGGCCCAGGUUGAUGGUGGGAGCGAGGCGCAUCCUAGUGGGCAGCAGGACUGCUGGACCGGCAAGGUGGAGGCGAUUCCUGUCAGUGCUAUCAACGGGCACGGCGUGGAGAGAAUUACCGAGUGGACUGUAAGCUUGUUGGAUGUCUAG